Molecule: messenger RNA, 1038 nt
Organism: Glycine soja
Lineage: Eukaryota; Viridiplantae; Streptophyta; Magnoliopsida; Fabales; Fabaceae
Exons: 2
Coding region: 1-1038 (345 amino acids)
Source: RefSeq, a predicted model, not a curated record
AUGGGAUUUUGUGAAAGAUGGGGAAAAUGGAUCCAUGGAUGCCUUUCUAGUGCAACUAUAUCAAUUUUGAUCAAUGGCAGCACUACUAGAGAAUUUGUGCCUGAGAGGGGACUGAGGCAAGUAGAUCCCCUUGCACCUUUCCUAUUUAAUAUAGCAGCUGAGGGACUCACUGGUUUGAUGAGGACAACUGUCUCCAAAAACCUUUUCAGCAGCUAUAAAGUGGGGAGGCAAAAGGAGGAGAUUAACAUCUUGCAGUAUGCAGAUGAUACACUAUUUUUUGGAACUGCAACUACAACUAAUGUUAGAGUCAUGAAAUCUAUCCUCAGAAUUUUCGAGUUGGUUUCAGGACUCAAGAUUAACUAUGCUAAAAGCCAAUUUGGGUGCUUGGGUAAAUCUUUGGACUGGUGCAGGGAAGCAGCUAGCUACCUUAAUUGUGGCCAGCUGGAAUUUCCUUUUUCUUACCUUGGAAUUCCAGUAGGGUCCACCUCUAAAAGCUGGGAUGUUUGGCAGCCUGUCAUCAGCAAGUUUGAAUCUAAGGUAGCCAAAUGGAAGCAGAGAUGUCUCUCUAUGGGAGGCAGGAUAUUCCUAACAGCCCUUCCUAUCUACCUACUGUCAUUCUUCAAAAUUCCUAAAAAAGUGGUGCAUAAGCUGCCUUGGGCUGAUGGUGGGGUACCGUUUAAAGAACGAUUCUCAGAAUUAUACCAAAUCUCUUCCCAAAGAUUGCAUUCUGUUGAAGACAUGGGGUACUUUUCCGAGCAUGGAUGGGAAUGGAAUUUCUCUUGGAGACAUAAUCUAUUUGAUAGCGAGAUGGGGGUAGCAUCAAAUUUCUUAGAGACUAUUGCUGCUAUCAGAAUAUGUGGUACCCUGAAAGAUACCUGGCUGUGGGGAGCUGAACCUAAUGGCAUCUUCUCUACUAAAUCAGCCUACAACCUCAUUAAAGCAGAGCAGCUUUUGGAAGAUCAAGAUUCGGGUUUUCACCAGCUUUGGGAUCUUAAAGUCCCCCCUAAGGUUCUGUCUUUUGCUUGGAGGCUGCUCUAG